AUGGGAUCCGUCGCUCCUCAACGAACUCCUUUGCGGAUUUUGGAUACCACCGCCGAGAAGCAGCCCAAUCGGCUCUACUGUGUUCACCCUGUCUCGUCGGAUAUCUCCCAAGGAUGGAAAAACAUCACUUUUGUAGACCUGGCAAAUGCCAUUAAUCGGAUGGCUCUUUGGCUCCAGGAAAAUGUCGCCUCUUCCGAUGCACCGCAAACUCUGGCAUAUAUGGGAGCCAACGACAUUCGGUAUUGCGCAUUCAUGUUCGCAUGCAUGAGACUCAGACACACAGCGCUGCUUCUCUCCCCUCGUAACUCGGAAUCAGCCUCAAGUCAUCUCCUUGGUGCUACUGGGUGCUCCAAGUUUGUGUAUAGCACCGAGCGGAGCAAACAGAUUGAAGAGUUAAAAGGGGCAAACCCAGAAUUGCAAGCAUGGGUGGCACCGGGUUUGUGGGAGCUGUUCGAUAGCAGCUCCGGCCCUGCGCCCAUGGUGAAGGAGCCCGCAGAGGAUUCAGAAGAUCGCAUCGCAGUCUACAUCCACAGCUCUGGUACAACCGGCCUUCCCAAACCAAUUCCAAUGACCAAUGGGUAUUUCCACGUACUUGAGCAAACCGGUCUUCUGCCACUUCCCAGGAACCGACAAAGCAGUAUAGUGGCUAUCGCAGAAAGAGGUAGACUGAUGUUUGUCAUGAGUCCCUUUUUUCACUUUAUGGGUAUUCUGAGUAUCAUGCAACCUAUUCUCUUCGAGACGCCUUUUGUGCUGAGCCCCGAGAAGCCCCUAACGGCAGAGCUUCUGGCUCAGAUUGUCACAGACACCAACCCUGAGACAUCUAUCAUUGCACCUUCUGUUUUGGAAGAGCUUAGUCAAUCUGAGCUCGGUAUGCAGUCUUUGUCUAAGUUUUGCCUCGUUGCAUUUGGAGGAGCACCCUUAGCACAGGAAAUCGGCGAUCGCAUCUCCGAGAUAACUCACCUCCAGUCGGUUCUGGGGUCAAGCGAAAACGCACUAUUUGGCGCGAUGAAGCACCAAAACAAACGCGACUGGCAGUACCUGGAGUGGAACCCCAAUGCUGGAUUUGACAUGCGUGAUGCCGGUGAAGGCUUCUUCGAGCUCGUUAUCCCGCGUGGGGACGGCCGGGCGGCUCACGCUGUCUUCCAUACAUAUCCCGAUAAGGAUGAGUACAAGACCGGCGAUCUCUUUGUUCGUCAUCCAGAAAAGGAAGGACUUUGGCUGUAUUCUGGACGCCGCGAUGAUGUGAUCGUUUUGAGCAACGGAGAGAAGUUUAACCCUACCACUAUGGAAGAGAUAAUCUCUAGCCACCCACUUGUUGCUCGAACACUCGUUGUUGGUCAAGGUCGCUUUCAAUCCGGUGCCAUCAUCGAGCCCAAUUGGUCUUCAUGGAGUGGCGAGCCAGAUGCAUUGAUCGAUGAGAUCUGGGCGAAUAUCAAGAAGGCCAACGAGUCCGCCCCAGGGCAUGCCCAACUCAUGAAAAACCGCAUCGGGGUGUCAUCUCGGGCAAAGCCAUUCCAGAUUACACCGAAGGGUACUGUCAAGCGACGUAUCGUGGUUAUCGAUUACGCCAAUGAAAUUGAUGCGCUCUAUGCCGGUGGCGAUCGGGUCGAUGCUGCGCAGAUACCCAAAGACGCGACGCAUCAAGACAUCAUUGCCUAUGUCACUGCAGCCGUGUCGGAGAUCUUGGAUGUCCCCUCUUUUGAUGAGAAUGCCGACAUUUUCUCAUCGGGUCUCGACUCCCUACAAACCCUCCACUUGGGUCAAGUUCUUCAAGCCUCUCUGAAGUCUGCUAGACCUGACUUGGGGUCGGUAUUCGGUAGCCCGCAACUUUACUCCCGUCCUACCAUCGCCCAACUGUCUGGAUACAUUCUUGAUAUCCUCCAAGGAAACGACUCAGCUCCUGAUGCAGCCAUUAUGGAGAGCGAUAGCGACCGGGAAACGAGAAUCGCUCAUCUGAUUGGAAAAUACACCGAAGAUUUUGGAAAAGGCCACGCAGUCAUUCUCACCGGAUCCACUGGCUCGCUUGGAGCCUAUCUGCUUCACGAGCUUCUGAGCGAUCUCAGCGUUACCAAGAUAUACUGUCUCAACCGAUCGAAUGAUGCAGCACCUAGGCAAUUGCAAAGCCUGGGCGAGAAGGGAUUGCGCACUUUUAACAAGUUCCCGCGCCGAGUGGAAUUCCUCCAGGCACAAUUUGGUGCCGAGAAAUUUGGGAUCGACGACGCAAAAUAUGACGAGAUGUUGCAGGAGGUAGACACCAUCAUUCACAAUGCCUGGAAGGUGAACUUCAACCACAGAGUCGAGGCUUUUGAAAACCCCCACAUCGCAGGUGUGCGUCGGCUCGUGGAAUUUAGCGUCGCCAGUGAAAAGGAAGCUCACAUUCAUUUUAUUUCGUCCAUCUCCACUAUUGAAGGUUACAGUCCAGAGAGAGGUCCUUCAAUACCUGAGAUUAUCUUUGAUGAUCCCAGCUCGGCACUCCGACAGGGAUACGGAGAGUCAAAGCAUGUCUCUGAGAGGAUCUGUGCUGCCGCCUCGGCUAAGUGUGGUGUUCCGACCAGCAUCCAUCGUGUUGGCCAGAUCGGAGGCCCGACGACAGAGAAGGGUAUGUGGAAUAAGCAGGAGUGGGUGCCAUCCUUGAUUGCCACAUCCAAGACCAUCAAGCAGAUCCCGAAUGGAUUGGGAUCAGUGUCUGUGCAGUGGGUUCCAGUGGACGUAACUGCAAAGGUUAUCAUUGACAUCGUCCGAACCAGACGUGGAACACAAGAGGAUGAGCCAUGUGCAGCCUUCCACAUCGUCAACCCCCGGGCCGCAGAAUGGCCAUCACUUAUCCCGGCAGUGACUAAGUACUUCGACAUGGAGCCGGUUGAUAUCAAAACAUGGAUCGAGACUCUUGAGAGUUUCACGAACCCCACAGAAAGUGAUCUCCAGGACAAGCCCGCACUCAAGAUUCUCGACUUUUUUAAGGCUAUCUCAUUCGCCGAUGAAGCUGGUCCGUGGACUGAAACCACCAAGACUCAAGCUGCCAGUAAGACACUGCAACGACUGGGGGCAAUUGAUCCGCCCCUUAUGGAGAACUGGAUAAAACAGUGGAAGUUUUGA
Molecule: messenger RNA, 3096 nt
Organism: Penicillium samsonianum
Lineage: Eukaryota; Fungi; Ascomycota; Eurotiomycetes; Eurotiales; Aspergillaceae
Product: Male sterility NAD-binding
Exons: 4
Coding region: 1-3096 (1031 amino acids)
Source: RefSeq, a predicted model, not a curated record